This is a messenger RNA of Hipposideros armiger (great roundleaf bat), 2090 nucleotides long. It is a transcript of the gene SLC6A11, whose product is annotated as solute carrier family 6 member 11. Gene Ontology annotation, molecular function: gamma-aminobutyric acid:sodium:chloride symporter activity. The transcript is spliced from 14 exons. Gene Ontology annotation, biological process: nitrogen compound transport; amino acid transport; sodium ion transmembrane transport. The coding region runs from base 117 to 2006 and encodes 629 amino acids. Gene Ontology annotation, cellular component: cell projection; plasma membrane. The record is from RefSeq and is a predicted model, not a curated record. Lineage: Eukaryota; Metazoa; Chordata; Mammalia; Chiroptera; Hipposideridae.
GCCCCUCAGCUCCACCCCCUGCCUCCCCCUCCCGCCCGCUCGCGCCUCCUGAAAAGCCAGCCCGCCUGGGGCGGCGGCGCAGAGCCGGCCCGGCGCACGAGGCAGGCAGCGCGGCCAUGACGGCGGAGAAGGCGCUGCCUCUGGGUAACGGCAAGGCUGCCGAGGAGGCGCGAGAGUCUGAAGCGCCGGGUGGCGGCGGGGGCGCGGCGUCUGCGCGCGACCCGCGCGACAAGCGGGACAAGGCGGUCCACGAGCGCGGCCACUGGAACAACAAGGUGGAGUUCGUGCUGAGCGUGGCCGGGGAGAUUAUCGGGCUUGGUAACGUGUGGCGCUUCCCUUACCUGUGCUACAAGAACGGUGGAGGGGCAUUCCUGAUUCCAUAUGUGGUGUUUUUUAUUUGCUGUGGAAUUCCUGUUUUUUUCCUGGAAACAGCUCUGGGACAAUUCACGAGUGAAGGUGGCAUUACUUGUUGGAGAAAAGUUUGCCCUUUAUUUGAAGGGAUUGGCUAUGCAACUCAGGUGAUCGAGGCACAUCUAAAUGUGUACUAUAUCAUCAUCUUGGCAUGGGCCAUUUUCUACCUGAGCAACUGCUUCACCACCGAGCUCCCCUGGGCCACCUGUGGGCAUGAGUGGAACACAGAGAAUUGUGUGGAGUUCCAGAAACUGAAUGUGAGCAACCACAGCCAUGUGUCCCUGCAGAACGCCACCUCCCCCGUCAUGGAAUUUUGGGAGCGCCGGGUCCUGGCCAUCUCCGAUGGGAUCGAGCACAUUGGGAACCUCCGCUGGGAGCUGGCCUUGUGUCUCCUGGCAGCCUGGACCAUCUGCUACUUCUGUAUCUGGAAGGGGACCAAAUCCACAGGAAAGGUGGUAUACGUCACAGCGACAUUUCCCUAUGUCAUGCUUCUGAUCCUCCUGAUCCGAGGGGUCACGUUGCCUGGGGCAUCUGAAGGCAUCAAGUUCUACCUGUACCCCGACCUCUCCCGGCUCUCGGACCCACAGGUCUGGGUAGAUGCUGGAACGCAGAUCUUUUUCUCCUAUGCCAUCUGCCUGGGUUGUCUGACUGCUCUGGGAAGUUAUAACAAUUAUAACAACAACUGCUACAGGGACUGCAUCAUGCUCUGUUGCCUGAACAGCGGCACCAGCUUCGUGGCCGGCUUUGCCAUCUUCUCAGUCCUGGGCUUCAUGGCAUACGAGCAGGGGGUGCCCAUUGCCGAGGUGGCAGAGUCAGGCCCUGGCCUGGCCUUCAUCGCCUACCCGAAGGCUGUCACCAUGAUGCCUCUCUCCCCGCUGUGGGCCACCUUGUUCUUCAUGAUGCUCAUCUUCCUGGGCCUGGACAGCCAGUUUGUGUGUGUGGAAAGCCUCGUGACCGCCGUGGUGGACAUGUACCCCAAGGUCUUCCGGAGGGGCUAUCGGCGGGAGCUGCUCAUCCUGGCCCUGUCCAUCAUCUCCUAUUUUCUGGGCCUUGUGAUGUUAACCGAGGGUGGCAUGUACAUCUUCCAGCUCUUUGACUCCUACGCUGCCAGUGGGAUGUGCCUUCUCUUUGUAGCCAUCUUUGAGUGCGUCUGCAUUGGCUGGGUGUAUGGAAGUAACCGCUUUUAUGAUAACAUCGAAGACAUGAUUGGCUACCGGCCAUUGUCACUCAUUAAAUGGUGCUGGAAGGUUGUGACCCCCGGGAUCUGUGCGGGCAUCUUCAUUUUCUUCCUGGUUAAGUACAAGCCUCUCAAGUACAACAACAUCUACACUUACCCCACCUGGGGCUACGGCAUCGGCUGGCUCAUGGCCCUGUCCUCCAUGCUCUGCAUCCCGCUCUGGAUCUCCAUCAAGAUGUGGAAGACAGAGGGGACGCUGCCUGAGAAACUCCGGAAGUUGACGACCCCCAGUGCUGAUCUGAAAAUGCGGGGCAAGCUUGGGGCAGGCCCACGGACGGUGAUGGUUAAUGACUGUGAUGCCAAACUCAAGGGCGAUGGGACCAUAGCAGCCAUCACAGAGAAGGAGACACACUUCUGAGCGUCCACCUGCCACCUCGGAUGCCUCUGCUUCCUUCUCCCCCGUGUGUAUAAACGAAUAUCUGAAACAACGUACUUCACCUAA